UCCAUUUUCGCGGCCCUCGUUUCUCUCUCGCGCGCGGGUUGUGUUCUCGUUUCGCGACUCUUCGCCUUUUCGCGAGAUAAAAUUUUCAGGCCCUCGUCCGGUGCUGGCUUCAACUCCGCGUCGCAGACGUUUUCGGGAGUGCUCGCGGUGCGGACGCGAGUCUGGUUUUGUGGCCGUCUGGACAUUUCAUUCGCCGGAGGAAGACCUUGAGUGUGUUUGGUGUUUCGUUGGUCCUUGGACGGAAGAAUUCGGGUCGUGUGCGUGAGUGAGUGACUGUGUGUUCCGAGGCCAUCCGGAAGUGCGACCGCGACAUACUUUGGGACGACGUCCCUUGGAAGUUGAUUGAUACGGAGAACAACCCGGAAGCGAUUCUGAAGGAAAAGGUCGUUCAACCUUGAACGUCGGUGACCUGGAAGGAUUAAACUAGAACGACGGAGAGUGGCCAAUUGCUGCCUCCUCCUACCUGUUGUGACCUCGUCCGCGUCGCGUCGAAAGGUGUGUUCCAUUUAGUGAUUUCGUGCCAAUUGGUACAGUGACCGAAAUUAGCCGAUUUAAGCUACGGGAGAUCAAUCCACCUAGCAGCAGUAACUCGAAACUAGGACCGCCGACCUGUGCGUUGUAGAAUCUAGGUUCUGCCCGCCGCGUCCUCACCUCGAAGGUGGACCUUGGACGACGACGACGUGUAGUCAUCAGGUUGGCUUCGUAACAAUACUCGGCACAGCAAAGCAAGUCAGCAGCAGCAGCAGCCGCGACGCGACCCAAUCAACGCGCGCGCGGGCCAGAAAAGAGGACAAGGAAGUGUGCCACACCAGGAAACUGCUGGAGGUCCCGAAAAAUGGAGUCCGAGCAGAUCAAGGUGGAGCCCGAUUUCUACUUUCCAGUCGGUGAAACGUACGCCGCAGAAGAGGACAACGCGGCAGAGGACGGCGGUGGCGACGGUCUCGACGAAGAGCAGCUGCUCGAGAUGCACCAGAUCGACCUGGAUGACAGUCCGGUGAAGCCAAAGUUAGUUUCGAAUGACGACAACGACGACGACGGAAGUGGCCGUGAAGUCGAUAGUGAUAGUGGUGGAGGUUGUGGCGGCAUCGUUAGUAAUAAGGACGCUCUAGAAGCGCAAAGACAGUACAAGUGUGAUGUGUGUGGGAAGGUGUUGGACACGGCGUAUCAUCUGCAACGGCACCAGAAGAUUCACACCGGGGAGCGUCCCAGUGUCUGCCGGCUGUGCGAUAAGGCGUUCAUUGAGCCGUCCGCCCUGAAGGUUCACCUGAGAAUCCACACCGGCGAGAAGCCGUUCCGCUGCAAGAUCUGCCCGCUUCGUUUCACACAAUCUUGCAACCUGCAGUCCCACUACCGACAAGUGCACGGUGUCGACCCGAGGGGCGAUCCCCAAUAUUUCCGCAAAAUGUGCCAGCUUCUGCUACAACAACAGCAGCAACAACAACAAGCCAAGCCCUCAGCAUCGACGCCCUCCAGCUCCAGGUCGCUGCCCAAGUUGACUCCCAAACCGAGCGAAGGACUUUGGGAGUGCUGCGUGUGUGACGAACCAUUCCAAGACCGCGAUCUGCUGUUGAUCCACGAGGAGACGCACGUUCCGGAAGCGCCCUUCGAGUGUCGUUACUGCACCACGGUCUACUCCGGGCUGGUCAACUUCCGAUCGCACGUCAACAUCCACCGGGUCAGCUUGCGCCAGGGAGGCUUUUCGGCGGCCGCUGCCCGCAGUCACUUCCAAUCGGGAGUUCGGGCGAACGCCAGCGCGAUCGUUGCCGGUCGUAAACCUGUGGAGAACAGUGGCGAGAGUGACGUGGCGCUGAACACGAACCAGCCGUUCGUGCCGAGCAACGACAAGACGGCACCGUACAAGUGCGUCGAGUGCAAGCGCAACUUCCAGAAGCAAGAUCUGUACUCCCACAUGAAGGUACACCUCAAGCAGAAGAACAUCUUCUCCAAGAAGAGUCUCAAGUGUGAAAAGUGCGGCCGAGUGUUUGAGAAGGAGUUGACGCUGAAGAAGCACAUGGACACCGUGCAUCCGACCAGCGCAAACGCCUUGCUGCGGGAGGCACUUCGCGAGCAGAUAACCAAGCGCACGCAAUCCCCUGCGACGGGGACGACAACCCUCAAGAUCUCCUCCGAGGUUGACUUGGUCCCGAUAGAGCCGCGUGUCAAACAGGAAGCGGCGGAAAGUGCCCUCGGCGAUGACGAGGUCAACUCGACGGUGUCGGACAAUCCCAUUCUGACGCAGCUGCUCAACAGCAACUCCAGCCCGCAGCUUUCCGUGGUGCCUGGUGGGAGCUCGCGUAGUCCAGUUGCUGGCGAACGUGCUGACGAGGGAGGAUUUGUGAUCAGUGCGGUGGCAACCGUGGAUCAUAGCUUCCUGGAGCAGUUGGACGCGAUGGAGCGUGGUACGCAGCAGCAGCAGGAGCAGCCGAUGCCAGCGCUUCGUCGGAUGCCCGUGCUGGAGGAGAGCUUACGCCGCCCUCCGGUAGGCUCCUCCCAGCUCGACCAGCAGCCCACCACCGGGCCCGCUCCGCUCAGCUCGGGCACCUACAGCUGCGUGUACUGCCCGCGGACCUUCAACGAGCACUUUGGCUUCCGGCAGCACAUGCGCUCCAUGCACUACGAUGAAAAGCGCCACAAAUGCCCGGAGUGCGGAAAAAAGUUCUCCCUCGGAAUUACGCUGGCCACGCACAUGCGAAUCCACACGGCCGUCCACCCGUUCACCUGUAUCGUCUGCUUCAAGACGUUCAGCCGGUCGGCUUCCCUCAACGGACACCUGUCGAUGCAUUCAUACGGCGAGGUCAAGUGCGCCGACUGUGGCGAAACCAUGCUCAACGUGUUCAACUACAUGAAGCACAUCGAGAAAUUCCACCCGGACUUCCUACGUAACAUUGCCGCCUACCGGAAGAAGGCCGAAGCGGUGCUGCAGCGACGCCGCGAGCUGAUCGUCGAAAUCACCCGUGGUCUCGCCCAGCACCAGUCGGAAAUUCCGAACGUCCUGGCGCGACUCCGCGGCGAAGUCAACGCCGCGCCCCCACCGUCCGAGUCGUUCAAAAUUCGACUCGGCAAGCCGUACGCCCAAGAGCAGGACGAAGUGAGCUCCAGCGAGGGCGUCCUCGUCAAGCUUGAACAGCCCGACUCCGUCAGUGGUGGCGGCGGCAGUGACGAAGUGGUCGUCAGUUCGGCCUCGGACCACGAAACGCUGCCGGCACUGCGUGCCGAACUGCGGAAACGUCCCAGGAGUGGCCAGGAGCUGGAACCGGCGCGGAAAUCCGCUCGCACUGCUGGGUCGUCGUCGCCGAAUUUGAAGCGUCUGCUCGAGGCGGCCUCCCCGCUGGCCACGGUCAAGUGCGAACCCUCGUCGGAGUAAGCUGAGGUAAGGUAUUAUUUGCUCGUUCGUUUCAUCAAUCACUUUAGUCAACGUGUGUGUGACAUCGCUGUACAAAUGUCUGCUUAAAUUAUAACGUAAGAAGUGUCGUGCAGUAAAAUGGAAAUUGAAAGUUAAUCAAGUUUUUGGGUCCUCCUUAUUUGCUUCAUUAUAAUUGGAACGUUUUUUUUGCCUAAAUUGCGCAAACGUUCGCAUCUCGUGUUCAUGUAUCUAAGUGUUAGGAAUUAGAUGAUAACAAUAAAUUCUGCAUUUGAAAAAGA
Messenger RNA from Culex pipiens pallens (northern house mosquito), 3642 nucleotides. Its product is annotated as zinc finger protein 271-like. The record is from RefSeq and is a predicted model, not a curated record. Gene Ontology annotation, biological process: negative regulation of transcription by RNA polymerase II; regulation of cytokine production; regulation of immune system process. Bases 836 to 3364 code for a protein of 842 amino acids. The transcript has 4 exons. NCBI's taxonomy places the organism in Eukaryota, Metazoa, Arthropoda, Insecta, Diptera, Culicidae. Gene Ontology annotation, cellular component: nucleus. Gene Ontology annotation, molecular function: RNA polymerase II cis-regulatory region sequence-specific DNA binding; DNA-binding transcription activator activity, RNA polymerase II-specific.